This is a messenger RNA of Microcebus murinus (gray mouse lemur), 5074 nucleotides long. RefSeq names its product complement C3b/C4b receptor 1 (Knops blood group) (gene CR1). The record is from RefSeq and is a predicted model, not a curated record. NCBI's taxonomy places the organism in Eukaryota, Metazoa, Chordata, Mammalia, Primates, Cheirogaleidae.
AAUCAUGGCAGAAUACCUCUGAUAAAAACUCCCUGAUGAAACUGAGAACUCUUACCUUCUUUUCAGCAAUCUUUUGUCAAAGUCCUCCAGCCAUCAUUCACGGGAGACACACAGGAAAACCUCUGGAAGUCUUUCCCUUUGGAAAAGCAGUAACUUACACAUGCGACCCCCACCCAGACUUGGGGGCGACCUUUGACCUCAUUGGGGAGAGCACCAUCCGCUGCACAAGUGACCGAGAAGGGAACGGGAUUUGGAGCAGCCCCACCCCUCGCUGUGGACUUCUGGGUCACUGUAAAGCCCCAGAUCAUUUUCAGUUUGCUAAGUUGAGAACCCAAACCAACGAAUCUGACUUUCCCAUUGGGACAUCUUUAAAGUACGAAUGCCGCCCUGAGUACUAUGGGAUGCCAUUCUCUAUCACGUGUCUAGAAAGCCUGGUCUGGUCGAGUCCCAAAGAAGUCUGUAAACGUAAAUCAUGUAAAAAUCCUCCAGAACCUGUGAAUGGCAUGGUGCAUGUGAUCACAGACCUCCAGUUUGGAUCCACAAUCAAUUAUACUUGUAAUAAAGGGUACCGACUUAUGGGUCCCUCAUCUGCUGAAUGUGUCCUUUUAGGCAACACUGUUGAUUGGGGGAAUAAGACACCAAUUUGUCAACGUAUUCCUUGUGAGACACCCCCAGCCAUCGCCAACGGGGAUUUCGUUAGCACUGGUGGAGACUAUUUUGAGUACGGGAUGGUGGUGACCUACCGCUGCAGACGUGGGAGCAGAGGGGAAGAGGUGUUUGACCUUGUGGGCGAGGCCUCCAUAUACUGCACCAGCCUGGACGGUCGAGUCGGCGUCUGGAGCGGCCCUCCCCCUCGGUGCAUCGUGCCUAACAAAUGCACGCCUCCAGACGUGCAAAAUGCAGUGAUGGUACCCGACAAGAGAAGCCUGUUCUCCUUAAAUGAAGUUGUGGAGUUUAGGUGUCAGCCCGGCUUUGUCAUGAAGGGACCCGCCAGAGUGCGGUGCCAGGCCCUGGACAGAUGGGAGCCAGAGCCGCCCCGCUGCUCCAGGGUGUGUCAGCCACCUCCAAAAAUCCUGCAUGGGAAGCAUACCCCAAGUGACAAGGACAAGUUUUCCCCUGGACAGGAAGUGUUCUACAGCUGUGAGCCGGGCUAUGACCUCACAGGGGCGGCGUCUCUGCGCUGUACACCCCAGGGAGACUGGAGCCCGGGAGCCCCCACCUGUGCAGUGAAAUCCUGUGAUGACUUCCUGGGCCAACUCCCUAAUGGCCGCGUGCUGGUUCCACUUAAUCUACAGCUUGGGGCGAAGGUGUCCUUUGUUUGUGAGGAAGGGUUCCGUUUAAAGGGCAGUUCCACUAGUCAUUGUGUCCUGGUUGGAAUGAGAAGCCUCUGGAAUAACAGUGUUCCUGUGUGUGAACAAAUCUUUUGUACAAAUCCUCCAGCUAUCCUUCAUGGGAGACACACAGGCACUCCUCUGGGGGAUAUUCCCUAUGGAGAAGAAAUAUCCUACACGUGUGACCCCCACCCAGACACAGGGGUGACCUUCGACCUCGUCGGGGCGCGCACCCUCCGCUGCACAAGUGACAGUCAGGGGAAUGGGAUUUGGAGCAGCCCCGCCCCUCACUGUGAGCUUUCUGUUCCUGCAGGUCACUGUGAAACCCCGGAGCAGUUUUCAUUUGCCCAUCCUAUAACCCCAACUGAUGAGUCCCAGUUUCCAGUUGGUACAUCUUUGAACUACGAAUGCCGCCCUGGGUAUUCUGGAAGCAUAUUCUCUAUCACCUGCCUAGAAAACUUGGUCUGGUCAAGUGUCAAAGACAUCUGUAGACGAAAAUCAUGUGGAGCUCCUCCAGAACCCUCCAAUGGAAUGGUGCACAUAAACACAGAUACCCAAUUUGGAUCAAUAGUUCAUUAUUCUUGUAACGAAGGGUAUCGACUCAUUGGUUCCCCAUCUACCGCUUGUGUCCUCUCGGGCAAUAAUGUCAUGUGGGAUAAGGAGGCACCUAUUUGUGAGAGUAUAUCCUGCGGGCCACCUCCAGGCAUAUCCAAUGGCAACUUCUACAGCAGCAGUGGGACAUUUUUCCACCACGGAGCAGUGGUAACUUACCGGUGUCACACUGGGCCCGGUGGGGAAAAACUGUUUGACCUCGUGGGAGAACAGUCCAUAUACUGCACCACCAAAAAUAAUCAAGUUGGUCUUUGGAGCAGCCCUCCUCCUCGGUGUGUUUCUGUCAAUAAAUGCACAGUUCCAGAAGUUGCAAAUGGAAUUAGGGUAUCUGGAAGCAGGAGUCUCUUUUCCCUGAAUGAGACUGUGAGAUUUAGAUGUCAGCCUGGCUUUGUCAUGCAAGGGUCGGACACCGUGCAGUGCCUGACCAACCACAGAUGGGGACCUGAGCUGCCACGCUGCGUCAGGGUGUGUCAGCCACCUCCAGAAAUCCCACAUGGUGAGCAAACUCCAAGCAACAAACGCGACUUUUUGCCCGGGGAGGAAGUCUUCUACAGCUGUGAGCCCGGCUUUGACCUCACUGGGCUGGCGUUUCUGCGCUGUACACCCCAGGGAGCCUGGAUCCCGGGAGCCCCCACCUGUGCAGUGAAAUCCUGUGAUGACUUCCUGGGCCAACUCCCUAAUGGCCGCGUGCUCGUUCCACUUAAUCUCCAGCUUGGGGCGAAGGUGUCCUUUGUUUGUGAUGAAGGGUUCCGGUUAAAAGGCAGCUCUGCUAGUCACUGUGUCCUGGUUGGAAUGGAUAGCCUUUGGAAUAGCAGCGUUCCUGUGUGUGAACAAAUCUUUUGUACAAAUCCUCCUCCUAUUCUUCACGGGAGACACACAGGCACUCCUCUGGGGGAUAUUCCCUAUGGAAAAGAAAUAUCCUACACGUGUGACCCCCACCCAGACACAGGGGUGACCUUCGACCUCGUCGGGGCACGCACCUUACGCUGCACAAGUGACAGUCAGGGGAAUGGGAUUUGGAGCAGCCCCGCCCCUUACUGUGAGCUUUCUGUUCCUGCAGCGUGCCCACAGCCGCCCAAGAUCCAGAACGGGCAUCUCACCGGACAACACGCCUCUCCGUAUCGUCCCGGGACGAUAGUCAGCUACACUUGUGACCGUGGCUACCUGUUGGUGGGAAAGGCCUUCAUUUUCUGUACGGACCGGGGAACCUGGAGCCAACUUGGUCAUUAUUGCAAAGAGGUAAAUUGCAACCUCCCACAGUUUAUGAAUGGAAUCCGGAAGGAAUUGGAAAUGAGAAAAGUCUAUCACUAUAGAGACAAUGUAACUUUGGAGUGCGAAGAUGGGUAUACUCUGAAAGGCAGUCCCUGGAGCCAGUGCCAGGCGGAUGACAGAUGGGACCCUCCUCUGGCCAUAUGCACAUCUCGCUCACGUGAUGCUCUCGUAGGUGGUAUUAUCUUUGGUAUUACCUUCUUCAUUUUAUUCAUCAUUGUUUCCUGUUGGAUAAUUCCAAAGCACAGAAAAGGCAAUAAAACAGAUGAAAAAUCUAAAGAAGUGAUUAUCCAAUUGCAUCCUUCAGAAAGGCAACUGUGAUCAUCCUCAAACUCUGCAAACAAAUCAAGAAAAUAGCAGUGUCCUUGCCUGACAAAGUAUGCUAUGAAAGCUGGAGAACACCUUGAAUUAAAUGUUGGUUGGAAAGGAGCCAAUUCAUUUCAACAGAAUAAGAUCUGAGAGUCAUAAAGUCUUUGAAGUGACUUCACAGAGACGACUUGGACUGGAAGAUGCUGAAACUCUCCCAGCACCUAGCAAAGCUCCUCCUUCUUUAGUCUGCUUUCCUGUGACCCCCUCACCUUCUGUCCUUGUGCUAAAAGCCCACAUCAUCUAGUCAGGAGAAUGACUGCAGUUAGGAUACAGAAAAUAGUUUGGAUUACUUAAAGAAAAACAGUGUCGCCUAGGAUUUCUGGUUUACAAGUUUGUUGUUUUUUCUUAUUUGAAAAUAUUCAUCAUAUGGAAUGGGCUCAUUAAGGAGAAUUGGAAAAUCCAGGAAGAUACAAAAAAAAAUAUAUGUCACAUAUAAUUAUACUACCUAGUGAUAACCACUGUUAGAAAUUUAAUUCAUUUUCUGCCAGUCUUUUUUUCAUAUAUGUUUAUAUAUAUGUAUCCUUUUUUCUUAGUUUCCUUUUAUUUUAUAUAGCAGAACCUACUUCUUUAAAACAGAUUGGAGUAAGACACAUGCUAUAUUAGUUUUCACUUUCUCUAGGGAAAAAAGGAAUUUCUGUUUACCAAAAAGGCAUUAAAUGAUUGUGGGGAGAGUGGUCAAGACGACUCUAGAGAAAAAAAAUUAAGCUUUGGAUAUUUCCUAAGCUCUAUUUCAAAAGCACUUUGUUCUAUAUUCUGCAUAAAAAAGCAUACUAAAAAUUAAAGUAAAAGAGUAAUCGUUAUUUUAAAAGUAACUAGCUUACUUUUGUGUUGAUUCAGAAUAUACGAAAUUAACUACAAAAAGCACAACUUUUAAGAAUUUAUCAAAAUAAUAGACAUGUACUGACACUUUUUAAAUAAGUGACAUUGUAGUUUUUACCUAGUCCACAUCUUUAUAGAUCAAAAUUUUGUUACGAUAUAUCAUUAUAUACUAAUGAUCUCUAGAAAAUAUCAGAAUAUUUCUGGAUAUUUAAUAAUAACUUUGUAUAUGGCUACUGCUAAUUUUUAUGUAAUUCUAUGUUUUAAUAGUUGCUUUAAAGGUAGAUUCUGUAACAUUUAUUUUGACAGCAAUGUAAGGAAUGAGCUAGAUAUCAACUUGCAUUUUAAUUUAAAAAUCAUGCAAACUAGGAAAAGAAAAAACCCAGCAUAAACAAAGGUUAACUGACAAACUGCAAGAAAAAAACGCAAUUUAUAUCACAAAGGGUAAUUGCCUUCUUACUUAGACAGUUCUUAAAAAUUCAAAGGCCUGGGCCAGGUGUGGUGGCAAGCCUGUAAUCCCAGCACUUUGGGAGACUAAGGCAAGAGGAUCGCUUGAGGCCAGGAGUUCAAGACCAGCCUCAACAACCCAGCAAGAACCCAUGUCUACAAAUUUUUUUUUUACAACAUUAGCCAGGCGUUGUGGUGUGCACCUGUAUUCCUAGCUAUUGAGGAGACUG